CAGAGCCCACCGGCACUCAAGGGCGGACUCGGCCACUACCCAGUCCGGGUGAGGCCACCGCGGUCUCUCCACCAGCCUCCUGGCCCCGCUGAGGCACCAACUGCGGGGGCAGUCGCGGGGGCAGAGGCGGCUCAGCAGCGCCUCCUUGCGUCCGGCGUUUCCUCUCACCGCCCCGGCGAGGGUCCUCAGUCCCGCCCGCCUUGUACUGACAAGUGCGCCUGCGCCAAGCCUUCCCGGUCCCGCCCCCAGCCUGCCGACCGGAUGUGAACUGACUUCCCAUAGUGCCUCGCGAGUGGCGGGCAUGAUAACAAAUCCUGGAGGGUCGCACGCGUGUUCGUGUUGGUAUUGUUGAGCUGUUCUCUUGUGCCAGGAGGCUCUACGAGAUUGAGACGCGGCCGCUGCCUAGUCCGCCAGUGCCAUGGCGCUUCUCCGGGGUGUGUGGGGCGCGCUGAGCGCCCUGGGAAAGUCCGGAGCCGAGCUGUGCGCCGGCUGUGGAAGUCGACUGCGCUCACCCUUCAGUUUCGUGUAUGUACCGAAAUGGUUUUCAUCUACCUUGGCUAGUUAUCCAAAGAAACCUAUGACUUCGUACCUUCGAUUUUCUAAAGAACAGCUACCCAUCUUUAAAGCUCAAGACCCAGAUGCAAAAAAUUCAGAACUAAUUAGGAAAAUUGCUGAACUAUGGAGAGAACUUCCUGAGUCAGAGAAAAAAAUAUAUGAAGAUGCUUACAGGGCAGAUUGGCAGGCAUACAAAGAAGAGAUAAACAGAAUCCACGAACAGCUAACUCCAAGUCAAGUGUUAUCUUUGGAAAAAGAAAUCAUGCAAAAACGUUUGAAAAAGAAAGCAUUAAUUAAAAAAAGAGAGUUAACAAUGCUUGGAAAGCCAAAAAGACCUCGCUCAGCUUAUAACAUUUUUGUAUCUGAAAGCUUCCAAGAAGCUAAGGAUGCUUCAUCACAGGCAAAGCUGAAGACUGUAAAUGAAACCUGGAAAAAUCUGUCCAGUUCUCAAAAGCAAGUAUAUAUUCAACUUGCUAAAGAUGAUAAAAUUCGUUAUGAUAAUGAAAUGAAAUCUUGGGAAGAACAAAUGAUUGAAGUUGGACGAAAUGAUCUUAUACGUCGCAGAAUGAAGCAGCAAACAAAAAAAGGCAGUGAGAAGUCUUAAAGUAGAAGAUUGAAUUGUGAUCAUGAUGGAUAGGCACAGGAAACCAUUUAGGUCUCAAUACCUGAAGAUAUUGUAAAAUUAGAAAGGAUAAAGUUGGUAAACAUUUUAUAUUCAAUUCCUUUUUCUUUAUCCCAUGGACUUAUGCCAAUUUAAUACAUUUUGUAUUAGUAUUGCUUUGGAAAACCCAAACAGCAGGUAAAAGUUCAUGUGAAAUUUAUUUUAUGUUUAGGAGCUACUGAGGAUCAAAACAGUUUGUGCAAAUGUAGCAGUGAACCAUUUUACCUUUGAUAAAGGUCAACCAGACUGUGAAAGUUUUUGGAUGAUGACUAGGAAAAGAGUAUUCUUGUCUCCUUAUAUUAUGGAGGCAAGAGUUUCCUUUUCAAAAUUAUCACAAAUUGUAGAAGCCACAGUGUUCUAUGGUCUAAUUGUACAUUUCUUUUUUCUUUUUUUUUUUAAAGCAACCAGAAUUCAUCUAGGUAAAUUCCAAUUCCUAGAUGUAAUUCAUAUUAUAUUCAGAGUUGAUGGUCAUACAUACAAAUUAUUGCUGGUUUCAGUUACAACUUUUUAUAAAAGGGAC
This is a messenger RNA of Tupaia belangeri chinensis (Chinese tree shrew), 1736 nucleotides long. RefSeq names its product transcription factor A, mitochondrial (gene TFAM). Lineage: Eukaryota; Metazoa; Chordata; Mammalia; Scandentia; Tupaiidae. Gene Ontology annotation, biological process: regulation of transcription by RNA polymerase II. The record is from RefSeq and is a predicted model, not a curated record. The coding region runs from base 419 to 1159 and encodes 246 amino acids. The transcript is spliced from 7 exons.